Manihot esculenta (cassava) is the source of this 1576-nucleotide messenger RNA. Its product is annotated as bifunctional nuclease 1. Bases 397 to 1383 code for a protein of 328 amino acids. Gene Ontology annotation, biological process: protein ubiquitination. Gene Ontology annotation, cellular component: VCB complex; nucleus. The record is from RefSeq and is a predicted model, not a curated record. Gene Ontology annotation, molecular function: nuclease activity. The transcript has 11 exons. NCBI's taxonomy places the organism in Eukaryota, Viridiplantae, Streptophyta, Magnoliopsida, Malpighiales, Euphorbiaceae.
UUAUUUCUGGGUGAUGCAUCUUACUCCUCAAACUGUGACACCCCUUUCUUAGUAAGAAUUCCUUAUCUCCUCGCUCCUCGCCAAUCUCUCAUUCCUCUUUUAUCUGAUCCUUUCUUGUCGGUUCCUUCAGAUCUUUUACCAUCUCAAUAGCAUACACUGCAAGACCUCUUUAUCAUUCCUUUGAUCACUUCGCUUUAAUUCUAUCUCUAAGUUACUAUUCUUAUCGUGCAGAGGAAUUUAUUGAAUUGGUCUGGCUCUCUCGAUUCUUCGAGAAUCCGCUUAAGGUUUAUAGCCAGCUACUAGCUGUGAUCAGUGAGUUUUGACCAUUGAUCCUUGUAAAUAGGUCCAGAAAGAGCUGCCUCUUUUGGAGGAUUUCAGGACUUGUGAGGAGGUGAGAUGGCGUCAUUGCAAGGACCAGUUAUUUGCCCUGCUGUGCGUGCAAAACAAGCAGGAUUUUACACUCUGCCAGUGAAUGUUCCUUUGGCGAAUGCUAGGCUUGUUGGAAAUGGGUUAUGGAGAUUCAAGAGGAUCAAUGGUUACAAAACGAAAGUGGGUUUAUUUUCUCCUCAACUAAUUGCACAUGGGCGCUAUACUCUGCAGUGUUGUUUAAGUUCAUCCUCGAAUGGCAGUGGGAGCACGGCCGAGAACUUCAAUGAGAACGAUGAAGACUAUGUCAACUCUAGCAUAGUUGAAGCUGUUGAGGUUAAGAGCGGGGUAGAGGGUUUCAUGAUCAAAAUGAGGGAUGGGAGGCACUUGCGAUGCGUCCAUAACAACCCUCAAGGUGGGCAUCUGCCAGACUAUGCACCACAUCCUGCAAUUGUAUUGAAGAUGGAAGAUGGGACCGGUCUUCUUCUCCCUAUAAUUGUUUUGGAGAUGCCAAGUGUGUUGCUCAUGGCAGCUGUUCGCAACGUUCAGAUAGCUAGACCAACUUUGUAUCAAGUGGUGAAGGAAAUGAUUGAGAAAAUGGGCUAUGAAGUCAGACUGGUUAGAGUUACUAAGAGGGUGCAUGAGGCAUAUUUUGCUCAGUUAUACCUCACAAAGGUGGGUAAUGAGACAGAAUGUGUCAGCUUUGACCUUCGUCCUUCAGAUGCCAUCAAUAUUGCAGUGAGAUGCAAGGUACCGAUUCAAGUCAAUAAGUACCUGGCAUACAGUGAUGGGAUGAGAGUUAUUGAAUCUGGAAAGCUAACACAAUCUCCUGCUUCAGAUGUUUUAUUCACUGAACAAGAUCGGCCUACUGGUCAGCCUUGUCUUGACACCAAGGAGUUUAAUCUUGUCCGCAAUAUGAUUACAGCUGCCAUUGAGGAACGUUACCAAGAUGCAGCUCAAUGGAGAGACAAACUUGGUCAAUUUAGGGCUAAAAGGAACUUGAAGAAACAUAUAUAAUAGUUAGUCCACGAGAAAUUGUAUAUAGAAACCAUUGUUGGAUGCUCAUGAGAUUAGCUGCAUACAGCAGUAACCAGCCACGUCCCUUUCCUUUUCUACCAAUGUGUAUGUAACAAGUUUGUGAAUAUAUAUAUGUAUAGAUAAACUUUGCUUAUGAGACGUUGAAGCAAUUAACACUAGUUGAUUUCUGCUC